UAGAGACUGUCCCUCCAACCCCUUUAGUCCACCCAUCACAUUCAUAGACCUGUCUCUUUCUUUUUCCCUUUAGUCACGCUACCCAAAUAGCCCCCACAAAUUCCCUCAUUUCCCCAAAUUCUGCAUCUUUUUUCUCUGUUUAAAACUUCAAAAUCUUCAUCUCAUCUGGGUAAAUCCCAAAUCUUCACAACAAUUAAAAAAAUGGACUCAUCUUCUCCCUCACCCAUCUCUUUACCCGAUCAGAAACCCAAGAAAACCUUCGUGGACUCACUAAUGGACUCCGCCACCACUCCCCACCGCACGCCGUCGUUCAAAGAAGACACUUACCAUCUCCACAACCUCAAACCUUCAGAAAAGAAAGCCCUCCAAGAACUCAAAGACAAACUCACCACCACCUCCGACGACGACAAUGCGUCCAUGUGGGGCAUCCCAUUGCUUCCACCCACCGCCACCACGGAGAAAUCCGACGUCAUUCUUCUGAAAUUCCUCAGGGCUAGAGACUUUAGGGUUCAAGAUUCACUCAACAUGCUCCUCAAGUGUCUUUCAUGGCGGAAAGAUUUCGGAGCCGACUCCAUUGUUGAAGAGGAUUUAGGGUUUAAAGAACUCGAAGGUCUGGUGGCGUAUAUGAAUGGGUACGACAGAGAAGGUCAUCCCGUUUGUUAUAAUGCUUAUGGCGUGUUCAAAGAUAAAGAAAUGUACGAGAAAAUAUUCGGAGAUAACGAGAAAUUGAAGAAAUUUCUCAGGUGGAGAGUGCAAGUUCUUGAAAGAGGGAUCAAGAUGCUCCAUUUAAGACCUGGUGGGAUUAAUUCGAUUAUUCAGGUUACUGAUCUUAAAGACAUGCCCAAAAGAGAGCUUAGAGUUGCUUCCAAUCACAUUCUCUCUCUCUUCCAAGAUAAUUACCCAGAAAUGGUUGCUCGUAAGAUCUUUAUCAAUGUACCAUGGUACUUCAGCAUGUUAUACUCCAUGUUCAGUCCAUUCUUGACUCAAAGAACCAAAAGCAAGUUUGUGCUUUCUAAGGAAGGAAAUGUCGCAGAAACCCUUUACAAGUACAUUAGGCCAGAGGAUGUUCCAGUACAAUAUGGUGGACUGAGUCGACCCAGUGAUUUGAACAAUGGUCCUCCCAAACCAGCUUCUGAGUUCACAGUCAAAGGUGGAGAAAAAGUUAAUAUUCAAAUUGAGGGCAUUGAGGCGGGUGCAACCAUAACUUGGGAUAUUGUGGUUGGAGGGUGGGAUUUGGAGUAUAGUGCUGAGUAUGUCCCCAUUGCAAAUGGAAGCUACUCGAUUGCGGUUGAGAAAACUAGGAAGAUGGGGCCCACGGAAGAAGCGGUUCACAACUCUUACACUGCAAAAGAAGCCGGAAAGUUGGUUUUGUCUGUUGAUAACUCGGUUUCAAGAAAAAGGAAGGUGGCAUCGUAUAGGUAUCUAGUAAGGAAAUCGGGUGUUGUGAUGUGAGUUUGUUCAUUGUUGUUGUAUGGUGUUUUGUUAUGGUGUUUUUUGUGGUAUUGAGAGAUUGUAAUGAAGUAAUGAUGUUUGUCUACGUGAUAUGUAAGUUGUAAGUUGUAACCAUAAAAACGGUU
Messenger RNA from Lactuca virosa, 1577 nucleotides. The record is from the annotation of a GenBank genome assembly. NCBI's taxonomy places the organism in Eukaryota, Viridiplantae, Streptophyta, Magnoliopsida, Asterales, Asteraceae.